Molecule: messenger RNA, 661 nt
Organism: Thrips palmi
Lineage: Eukaryota; Metazoa; Arthropoda; Insecta; Thysanoptera; Thripidae
Exons: 3
Coding region: 19-525 (168 amino acids)
Source: RefSeq, a predicted model, not a curated record
GCCGCCGAGGCCGUCACCAUGCUCAGACGAGGUGCGGCGUUGAUGGUGGGCGUGCUGGUGUUGACGGUGGAGGCUUCGAGCGCCGCCAGCACCGGCCGCGCGGCUGGCUUGGGCAUCGGGCUGCCCUUCACCCUGCCCACCUGGCCGCCGUUACCCUUCCCGCACUUGGCGCCCUCGCCGGCCAACCCCGGCCAGCAGGGCCAGCAGGGCCAGCAGCAGCAGGGCCAGCAGCAGCAGGGCCACGUCGUGCCCGGCAACUUCACCGAGGAGGAGCUCGUCGACUCCAAGAAGACCGCUCGGUUGGAGGGCGGGACGUGCCAGACGGAGCAGUGCCAGAGCCACUGCAGGCAGAGGCUGCACGCCUCGGGGCGCUGCGACCAGGACCUGUGCGUGUGCAGGGACCUGAAGGCGCGGGGCCGGUGCCAGCAGUACGGCUACGGCUGCGGCAGCGACGCCGAGGAGGGCGGCGCCGGCCGCAACAUCGUCAACAACAAUAACAACAACAACGUGCUCGUCAUCCACUAGCCGCACACUGGUUCAGAAAACUGUUUCGGCUACUCCACCUGAGUCCGGGCGGGUCAAAUUCGCAUCACUGUUUGGAAAUUUUUGAACUUUAAUUCCGUAAGCGGUUGGAGAUUAAAAAGGAAGUUAUACAAGAUAA